Cyprinus carpio (common carp) is the source of this 776-nucleotide messenger RNA. RefSeq names its product dynein light chain Tctex-type 3 (gene dynlt3). The record is from RefSeq and is a predicted model, not a curated record. Gene Ontology annotation, cellular component: cytoplasm; cytoplasmic dynein complex; kinetochore. Lineage: Eukaryota; Metazoa; Chordata; Actinopteri; Cypriniformes; Cyprinidae. Gene Ontology annotation, biological process: microtubule-based movement. Gene Ontology annotation, molecular function: dynein intermediate chain binding.
GGAGCGUCACUAGGUGGCAGCAUUCAAUCGUCAUUGUGUUGCUAACAUCAGUUGUCAGUAAGAAAACAGCUACACACAUCUGAGCUGAGUUUUUUGUCCAGAUUUUUGCUUUUCAAGCUAAAAAGAUGGAGGAGUAUCAUUCUGGAGAUGAAGUGGCUUUCAGUCCAGAUGAUGCAAGUAAUGUUGUAAAGGAGUGCAUUGAGGGUAUUGUUGGAGGUGUGGACUACAGCCAGAACAAAGUCAACCAGUGGACAGCCAGCAUAGUCGAACACACUCUCACUCAGUUAGUCAAACAGGGGAAACCGUUCAAGUACAUUGUCAACUGUGCUGUGAUGCAGAAAAGCGGCGCCGGUCUUCACACAGCCAACUCUUGUUACUGGGACACUACCACUGAUGGAAGCUGCACAGUCAGGUGGGAGAACCGCACCAUGUACUGCGUCGUCAGUGUGUUUGCAGUGGCUAUUGCACUAUAAACAUGAAUCAUGGCUGAGACUUAUACACACAAAAGGAUAAAAACUCUGCUUCAACAAUGGCUUAUUAAAACCAUGUUCAACUUGUGUCAUGUUUUGCCUGAUCUAUAAAGUUUAAACUGUAUUGCAAAUGCCUGUCUACCACAUUGUAUGUUUAUUUGCUUUUGUUUUUUUUAUUUUUAUUAUUAUUAUUUUUUGGACUUGCAAAGGGUAACGUGCACCUUUUUUCUGUACAGGAUGAAAUUCAAAUAAGUUGAUGCUUAAUUAUUAAAGUUGUCUGAUUUGGGUUAAUCAAUCCAAAAUAAA